Messenger RNA from Peromyscus leucopus (white-footed mouse), 3526 nucleotides. RefSeq names its product CDKN2A interacting protein (gene Cdkn2aip). NCBI's taxonomy places the organism in Eukaryota, Metazoa, Chordata, Mammalia, Rodentia, Cricetidae. Gene Ontology annotation, cellular component: nucleolus; nucleoplasm. Bases 243 to 1979 code for a protein of 578 amino acids. The transcript is spliced from 3 exons. The record is from RefSeq and is a predicted model, not a curated record.
GGGAGCGAGGCCGCGGCCGGCGGAAGUGGGCGGUUCGUUGGCGCCGGGCUCUGUUGUUUGGGGGCUUUUGGGAGGCUGCCGGAGGGGCGUUCUCCGGAGCGAGGGCCGCCGCUGCCGGUGCCGGUGCCGGUGCAGGCCGCCCGCUCGCGCCGCGGUAGCCGCCGCCGCCGCCAGCCCGGCCCGCCGCCCUUUGGCUCCGUGCGUGCGCUCGCGCGCUCCGCCCGUCCCCGCCAGGCCCCAACAUGGCGCAGGAGGUGUCCGAGUACCUGAGCCAGAACCCGCGGGUAGCCGCCUGGGUGGAGACGCUGCGCUGCGAGGGCGAGACGGACAAACACUGGCGCCACCGCCGGGAGUUCCUGCUCCGCAAUGCCGGGGACCUGGUCCCCGCGACGCCCGAGGAGGCCGCGGCUGCGGCCGCCGAGAGCGGGAUGCGCAGCCGGCAGCUCCAGCAACUCGUCUCCUUCUCCAUGGCCUGGGCCAACCACGUCUUCCUAGGGUGCCGGUACCCUCAAAAAGUUAUGGAUAAAAUUCUUAGUAUGGCUGAAGGCAUCAAAGUGACAGAUGCUCCAAUCCAUACCACACGAGACGAACUGGUUGCCAAGGUGAAGAAAAGAGGGAUAUCGAGUAGCAAUGAAGGGAUAGAAGAGCCAUCCAAAAAACGAGUCGUAGAAGGAAAAAACAAUUCUUCGGUUGAGCGAGAUCAUGGAAAGAAAUCUGCCAAAACAGAUCGUUCAUCGGCUCAGCAGGAGAACAGUUCAGCAUCCACAGGGUCGUCUACCAAAUCAGAGAGUAGUGGGGCCUCGGCUCGGAGCAGCUCUGGUGUCUCCAAUCAGAACAGCUCCACCAGUGAAGGAGAUCGAUCUGUCUGCAGCCAGAGCAGCAGCACUUCCUCUCAGGUAACAGCAGCAGCAGGGGCUGGAAAAGCUUCUGACCCAGAAGCUCCAGAUAAACACGGGUCAGCAUCACUUGUUUCUUCAUUGCUGAAAUCCAGUAUGAAUAGUCACGUGACCCAGUCCACUGACUCCAGGCAGCAGAGUGGAUCGCCUAAAAAGAGUGCUUUGGAAGGUUCUUCAGUCUCAGCUUCUCAGAGCAGCUCAGAGAUUGAGGUGCCCUUGUUGGGUUCCUCUGGAAGUUCAGAAGUAGAGUUGCCAUUACUGUCCUCUAAGUCUAGUUCAGAGACGGCUUCAAGUGGGUUAACAUCCAAAACAAGCUCAGAGGCAACUGUUUCGUCCUCCGCUUCUAAAAACAGUUCCUCAUCAGGCACCUCUUCACUGGCUCCCAAGAGCGGUUCAACAAAUUCAUCCCUGCUGACUUCCAAAAGCACUUCUCAGGUAGCUGCAUCACUGUUAGCUUCCAAAAGCAGCUCCCAGAGCAGUGGAUCCAUGGCUUCCAAGAGCACUUCCUUAGCGAGCGUGUCUCAGCUAGCUUCUAAGAGUAGCUCUCAGAGUAGCACUUCCCAGCUGCCUUCUAGAAGUGCCUCCCAGUCCAGUGAGAGUGCUGUCAAGUUCUGUCGAAAGCUGACCGCUGAGGAUGUAAAGCAGAAGCAGCCUUUCUUCAACAGACUGUACAAAACGGUGGCGUGGAAGUUAGUGGCUGUUGGUGGCUUCAGCCCCACUGUCAACCAUGGAGAGCUGCUAACUGCAGCCAUUGAGGCUCUGAAAGCAACCCUGGAUGUGUUUUUCGUCCCAUUAAAAGAACUGGCAGAUCUGCCUCAAAAUAAGAGCUCUCAAGAAAGUAUUGUUUGUGAAUUGAGGUGUAAGUCAGUGUAUUUGGGCACUGGCUGUGGAAAAAGUAAAGAAAAUGCAAAGGCGGUUGCUUCCAGAGAAGCACUGAAGUUAUUUCUCAAGAAGAAGGUGGUGGUAAAGAUAUGUAAAAGGAAGUACAGGGGCACUGAGGUGGAAGAUCUAGUGCUCCUUGAUGAAGAAUCGAGACCUGUAAACUUACCUCCAGCACUGAAACAUCCUCAAGAGUUACUGUAAUUUCUCCAAGUUAUCACUGCAUCCAGUAUCUGGUCUUUGAAGAGAAGAACUGGCUUUUAUAUAAUACAAGACACUGGCUUUCACAGAUUUUGUAUUGCUUUUUUCCAGUUUUGCAGAAAAUUUAAAUUCUAGUUCUCUUCACCGAAGUAGAAGUUGUAAAUAAUUUAUGAGUGACAGUACCUAUUAAAAGGCAUACAUUGACAGCAUACCAGUGUGCUGUUUUAUUUGCUGAGGAAAAUACUGUCUUCUAUUUUUAAUGAUAUAUUAGGUACGAUGUGUAGUUCUGUAGAAUCUCAAAAUUUUUGUACUACCAAUUUGGUGGAAAUGUAUUAAGUUGUCUACCAUGCUUUGUUUUGUUUUGUUUUUUUUUUCUCUAACUUGAUUAAAUCACAUGAAAGAAAAGGGGACCACAGUAUUUGAAUGUGAGAAAUCCUUAAAGCAAGGUUUUAAGAAUGUUGCUCAUAAUGUUGAACAUCUGUUAAAGAAUAAAAGGGAGUAGUUGCCUCAAAACUAUUUUCAUGAGGCAUUGUAAACUUUUUUUUUUAAAGAUACAAAACAGUAUAAAGUACUUACUGUUAUUUUAUUCUGAAGUUGUUUAAAAUCACCAUGAUUUUGACUGCUGCUGAUUCUUAAGCAGGUUAAUUUAUGUUUUAAGGUUAAAUGCAGUUUACACUUUCUUAAAACAUAAAUGUGGGUUUCUAUAUUAAACAUAUUUUGUGACUACUAAUAUUAACAGAUUGAUUUGUUUAGAUAUUAAAUGCUUUAAGCUAUUUUACCUUUUCAAGAAGUUGUGUUUUUUUUUUCCCCCUGCCCUGGAAUCAACCCAGUCUGACUUCUCCCUGCUAUUUAUAGUAAAGUACAAAAGCAAGUAGUUUUCAUAGUGAUACACAUUUUUAUGGGCAGGAAAUUAGAGCUUCUAUUAGAACCAGGUGGUUUUGUAUUUGCAGAUUUCAGAAGAAUGUGGAGAAGACUAGAGAGCCAUGGUCAGUUCUUAAUGAUUGUAGUCAUGUGAAUUGCAUCUGUUGGUAAUGAAGUAGACUUGUCUUAGGUGAUUUUACUAAUCUGGUGUGCUUGAUUUUUUUUUUUUUAAAAGUCUGGUCUAAGGUGUUUGAUCUUAUUGGCUUUGGCUUUCUAGGUGUUGCACACUGAACAGUAAUGGUGAUAAUGUACAGAAAAGAAAGGGGAUCUCAGAGUUUACUAGUUGUACUGGAAUCCGAUGGUUGAAAAUAAGCACAAUUUAAGUGUGUAAAAAUUACUUUGUAGUUUAGGAAUAAUAAAGAUGCUUAGUUUCCUGUGCUUGAACUGAAAUAAUCAGGGACAUUUGUAUUUUGCCAGAUAACCUUUUAAAAUUGUUUUUUGGGGAUGGCUCAUUGGAUACCAGAGCAAAAUCUAUAUUCUGUAAGUGGGCUAUCUUUAUAUAUUGUGGAGAGCAAUAACAUAAGUAAAUUGUAAAAACACCUUCGAGUUUCUUCUGUGCUGUAUUUUGUGAACCAAUGCUUACCAGAAAAGUGAGCCAAAUAUUAGAAUAAAUACAUGUCUGAAAUACA